CCAAACUGUUUUUAAUGUAUUUUUUUUAAAUCCUGCAACUGGCCCAAGAUUAUGGAUUUUAUUGGCACUGUAAAAAAAAAAAUGGAAGUCGUAGCCCGAGUAGGCGGAACUCUAGAGCUGUUGUCCGUGGUUUCUGGCGGAUAGGUUUCUCGUUACUCCGGAUGUUGGGGGAAAGUGAUAGAGAGAUGGCGGCCGCCGUUGUUCAAAUGUCAAUGGGCUACAGAGGGCUUUUGGCAGUCCGGAAUCGAGGAAUUGGUCCUUUGGCUUUGGGGGUCGUUUCUUCGCAGGUGCGGGCUUUCUCACUGCGAAAAGAGCCGGAGCUGGAAGAGAAUCCGUACUAUGACAAAUACCAGGACAAGAUUCAGCGGCUGCGCCGAACCAACCCAUCCGCUUUUGAUGCCCGAUUGGAGAAGAGGAAAGAGUUUAAACAACAGCCAUUGGGGUAUUCCAAGCAGGCAGAAUUUGCAAAGACAGUAGAGGAAAAGGUUGGAACAGCUUCUAGUAAAGGAUUUACAAAAAAUAAGACCUUAGAUUCUAUCCUAAACAUAGAUCUGAUAAAGGACAAGGACGCAGACAAUAUCAAAGAGAUUUGGAAGCAGUACUUCUCUUCAAGAGACACUGUAUAUGCAGUCAUACCUGGAGAAUCUUUUGAACUUAUACAGCGGAGAGCCCAGACCUGCCCCUCAUUUUUGUAUGCACUUCCAAGAAAAGAAGGCUAUGAGUUUUUUGUGGGUCAAUGGUCCGGAAAUGAACUUCAUUUUACUGCACUUAUUAAUAUCCAGACAGCAGGAGAUGCUGCCCCCAGCCAGCUGAUCUUAUACCAUUUCCCUGAGUUUCAGAAAGACAAAGGAAUUGUUCUGAUGACCUCAGAAAUUGACACCAAAUUCUUGAAUGUCCAGGAGGCACAGUGCUUGGCGAAUCAAGUGCAGUUGUUCUAUGCCAGUGAUCGAGCAGAAACACACAGAUUGGUGGAGAUGUUUAAUCACAAGUCUGAUGAAUUUAAAUACAUGGCUGUAGUUUCUUUACUAGAGCAAAGUGGAUUAGGGAAACCGUUUUUGAACAUACAGGGCCAAAAUAAAGAGGAUAAGUUGGAAUGAGAAUGGCUUAUAUGGACUUAUCGAUGCUGGAACUGAUGUGUAAUAGAAGGCUGAUCAAGGAGAACGGCACUAAGAAAAUGUAAAGACAACUUUGCAAAAGCUAGUCAAUCUGCUGCCCUAUGAGGUUCAAAGAAAACUGUAUGUAUACAGGCAAGACACUAAACUGUAGGUGGUUUAGAGAGAAAACAGACAAGGAAUGUUGAAAACUGCAGCAAAAAUUUUAGAAAUCUUAUAGAAAACAUGCUUUUGUUUGAAACUAAGUAGUUUAGGGCCUGCUGCAUAAAGUGCCAUAAUUCAAGAAAACAGUGGAGCAAUUCAAGCUGCCUAGUUAUUUAAAUUGUAAUCUAAAUAAGGCGUGUUUAUAAUACAUAAUGUUUCAGUUAAGUGAUUCUGUGGUAUUUUUUGGUAAAAACCAUACAGCUGACCAUACAUUUAAAGGGGUGGGUGACCUUUAUGCUCAUUUUUAGUAUCUUAUAGAAUAGCUAUUUCUAAGCACAGUUUUAACUGUCCUUCAUGUUUUCUUUUUUUAUAGUUAUUGAAUUAC
Molecule: messenger RNA, 1641 nt
Organism: Xenopus laevis (African clawed frog)
Lineage: Eukaryota; Metazoa; Chordata; Amphibia; Anura; Pipidae
Gene: atpaf1.S
Product: ATP synthase mitochondrial F1 complex assembly factor 1 S homeolog
Exons: 9
Coding region: 162-1097 (311 amino acids)
Biological process (GO): mitochondrial proton-transporting ATP synthase complex assembly; protein-containing complex assembly
Cellular component (GO): mitochondrion
Source: RefSeq, a predicted model, not a curated record